This is a messenger RNA of Pocillopora meandrina, 1633 nucleotides long. NCBI's taxonomy places the organism in Eukaryota, Metazoa, Cnidaria, Anthozoa, Scleractinia, Pocilloporidae. The record is from the annotation of a GenBank genome assembly.
AAAGCAGCCACGCAAUACGGAUUUAGAACGGGUCAGCAAUGUGGUAAAUUACCCUCGUGUAAAAAAUUAUUCCCGGGUCAAAUAUAGAACUGUCUGUUUCAUAGUAUAAUAUUGCUGAUAUGCAAAUAAACGAAUCUUUUUCACCACGAAUAGGCUAUGCAAAGGAAAGCAUGUUUUGAGAAGGAAUGUUUUGUCAAUUUUUGUACUAAACGUCAAAAUUUUACAGGGAAUCCUGUCUUUUAACUUAUUUACAAUUUGAAAUACCUAGGAUUAAUUUACUUCCCCUUGGAUUAAAAACCAUACAACAGCAUGCGUUGAUAUCUUUGAUUCUGAAAACCAAUAUUCAGAAGUGCGUCAGCUGAAAAACGAAUAUUUGAAAAAUGCUCCCUGAAAUAUGACCACAGUCUGCAUAAGAUCAGAUACCGAAACGGCGAGAAAACAGAUUCUAUUUUGCUCUGAGGAAACACUGAUCUAGAAUAUACCCUGACUGUACAUGAGAAUGGAAAGAAGAGUUCUUGUUUGCCAGAUUUUGUACUGUCUUAUGAACAAGUACGCCACCUUAGCGUGUAGUUACGACGAGGGCUGUUAUGGUGAGUCUUUCUGCUGUAAUCAGUAAAACAGAGACUGACAACAACGUGGAUCAUUGAAUGAUCCACGUUUUAGCGUUUGUGUCUUCUAAUCUACGAUUGUCCUCUAUUAAACACAAGUGACACGUUGAAAAACUAUGCACCAAAUGAUGUUUCCCGUGGGAUAGUACAUAAAAAUGAGAUAUUACAUAAGAACCAGCUUCUGUUAAGUUUGAUUUGAAGGUCCGUCAAGCCCGUCAAAGGUUCGACUCCCAUUCAAACCUGAAUUUUUUUUUAAAGGCUUUAUUCAUAGUCCCACAACUAUACUACAAUUGUUGUCGUAAAUGCAAUCAUAUCUCUUUUAUCAAGAUCUUUAUGUCGCAGCUCAAGUGUAUGAUGUUGUUUCAUUCCCUUCAUUGGUUUCUCUAAUAACGGGUAUCAUUGCAUUGGCCACUUCCCAGAUGAAUGGAUAGCUCAGUAGUCAUGUCUCAGAUCCCUUAAGCUGUCUACAUUAAAUGAGUGUGUGACUACAAUGUUCUUUCUUCGAAACAGAAUGUUACCAUAAUUCACAUUGUCCAAGUGGACACAUCUGUCAAGAUGGGUAUUGCAUUCGAUUUGACACAAGCAAUGAUUCCUCCAAGAUCUCGUUGUCAAGUAACACUAUACUCAAUGUGAUUGGAGCUAUCGCAGCCCUGAUAUUUCUCAUUUGUUGUUGCGCGAGGCAACGACAAAAUGAAAGAAAUGAUAACGUUAACACUACGCUUUCGAUUGUCACCAUGGAUAGAAGUUCCACAGCAAGAAGCGUCCAGCAAAAUAGGAAUGUUCGAAGUGAGGAAAUGAGCUCAGUGAACGAACAGCCGGAACGCGUAGAAUCGCGCACACAUCAAAUCUCUUCUCUUGUCACAAUUAGUGGCCCACAGUCAUACAGUGAAGUUGGACAUGAACCAGAAGCACCUCCACCAAGCUACGAAGAAGUCAUGAGGGCUUCACCGGAGACUGUUAUCCACGAACCCGCGAACAAGCAACGGCUUGUGGUUAUGGAGAUCUAUGUUGGCACUCCCAAAUAA